GUGUUUACAGGAGCAUGAGUGGCUCAGUCUCUCCAGUUUUCAGACUGGUUUGGAUGUGUCUUUGGUUGGAUACCUUCUUCACCCUGGGAUUCCUCUGUCUCUCUCUGUCUGAGGAUUAGACUGGUAAACUGAAGGCAUUAUGAAAGCUUCUGUUGGAGUGUGUGUGGUGUUCGUUCUGGCUCUGGUGGGGCUUGGCUCUGCCAUUAAAUGUCACAGCUGUAAGGACUACAUGGGCACAUGCUCUAAAACUCGAAACUGCUACUAUGAUGAUGCCUGUUUGUCCGUCUAUGAGAGAGGUGGUGACACUUACAGGCAGUGUAUAAAGUACUCUGAUUGUAACUACAACACAAUCAGGGAGAAGUUUCCCGAUAUUUCCAGCUUCAAGUUCUCCUGCUGUACCACUGACCUGUGUAACGCAGCAGCUGUGUCCGUGUCCAGCCGCUCUGUGGUGGCAAUACUGCUCUCACUAGCCCUCUUCUGGUGGGGUGUUCUCUAAAACGCUUCUGCACUGUUCCUCGUAAAGCUGGUAGUGGUAUCAUGCAGUGAGAAUGCAGAGAUCUUCUAUAUCUUGAGUUAAGUGGUCAAAGAAGCAUUCACAGCUUAAAUCUCAGCUGUAUGUUAAAACUAUGUGUGCUCACUGCUAAAGCGUGUAAGCUAAAGCUUGUAUUUUUUUUUUUUAAGUUUUGCACUUAACAGUGAAAGGGAAACCAUUUGAUCAUAAUUUAUUGUAUUCAGUGUUGCUUUAUGUAUGUGUACUCUUUCACGGCUAAUCCUGUUACCCAGAAAAGUGGUACGACUGAGUGGGUUAUGAGGGAUGCUGACAUUUUCAAAGGGUUAAUGUAUCAUAUCAUCGUCAUUUUCAUAAAAUCCCUUUACGCCUGCUUUUCCUCUGCCUUGUUCAUGAAUGUCUGUUUUAAAACUUAAAAUCAUUGCGUGCAAUAUUUAGACGUCUUAUCAGUGUGCUGAUUAGCUUCUUGUUACCACUAUAGCCAGCGAAACUUACUGAACCUUUAUGGAAACAAUAAAAGGAACAUGCAGUUUUAAACAUA
Carassius auratus (goldfish) is the source of this 1049-nucleotide messenger RNA. RefSeq names its product CD59 molecule (CD59 blood group) a (gene cd59a). NCBI's taxonomy places the organism in Eukaryota, Metazoa, Chordata, Actinopteri, Cypriniformes, Cyprinidae. The record is from RefSeq and is a predicted model, not a curated record. The transcript has 4 exons. Bases 140 to 496 code for a protein of 118 amino acids.